This is a messenger RNA of Aspergillus chevalieri, 1020 nucleotides long. RefSeq lists its product as uncharacterized. Bases 1 to 1020 code for a protein of 339 amino acids. The record is from RefSeq and is a predicted model, not a curated record. Gene Ontology annotation, molecular function: arylformamidase activity. Lineage: Eukaryota; Fungi; Ascomycota; Eurotiomycetes; Eurotiales; Aspergillaceae. The transcript is spliced from 5 exons.
AUGUCAACCGUCCAAGACCCCAACCAGCUUCCCUGGAACCCGGACUCGACCCAGUUCCCGUCUCGCAAAGAAUUACCCAAGCUCCCUGGUGCGCCGGAAGAUGCAGCUUGGGUCUGGGGGAAGGAGGAUGGGAUUGGACGAUUGAACUUGUUGACACCGACUCGUGUCAAAGCUGCGGCUCAGGAGAUCAAAACUGGUGAAAUCAUUCGACUGGAUCUUCCCCUGGACGUCCCUAAGACACCGGCAUUCGGACGAGAAGUUUUCCAGCAUAACAUCAAGGAACUUGUCCCUGGGAUUGCCUAUGAUGAUACAUAUAACCUGAACACGCAGAGUGGCACGCAGUGGGACGGAUUCCGUCACUUUGGUCACAUCGACUCUGGUUGCUUCUACAACGGGGCAAAACACUCCGACAUCUACGGCGAUGACGCCAACCUCAAAUGCAGCAUCCACCACUGGUCCACCCACGGCAUCGCUGGCCGCGCUAUCCUCCUCGACUACCGCCACUACGCCAACACCAACAACAUCUCCUAUGACCCCUACACGCCCCACCCAAUCACAUUCGCCGACCUCAACGCCUGCGCUAAAUCUCAAAGCCUCGACAUCCGCCCCGAGUCCCAAGGCGGCUCCAUCAAGCCCGGCGACAUUCUCAUGGUCCGCACGGGCUUCAUCGAGCGCUACAACCAGCUCACUCCCGAAGCGCGCACGGAGGGCGCAAAGCGCACGCAAUUUGCUGGCGUGGCACAGGAGGAAGCCAUCCUGGAUUGGUUACACGAUUCUUAUUUUGCGGCGUUGGUGGGUGAUUCGCCGACGUUCGAGUGCUGGCCACCGAAGAAGGAGAAUGGGUAUAUUCAUCAGCAGAUUCUGGCGCUGUGGGGGAUGCCGUUGGGGGAGAUGUGGAAUCUGGAGAAGUUGAGUGGGCGAUGUCGCGAGUUGGGCAAGUGGACUUUUUUUGUGACGAGUGCGCCGGCAAAUGUGGCGGGGGGUGUUGGGUCGCAUGCUAAUGCGACCGCUGUUUUGUAA